Mangifera indica (mango) is the source of this 882-nucleotide messenger RNA. Its product is annotated as auxin-responsive protein IAA1-like. The record is from RefSeq and is a predicted model, not a curated record. Gene Ontology annotation, biological process: regulation of DNA-templated transcription. Bases 19 to 705 code for a protein of 228 amino acids. The transcript is spliced from 5 exons. NCBI's taxonomy places the organism in Eukaryota, Viridiplantae, Streptophyta, Magnoliopsida, Sapindales, Anacardiaceae. Gene Ontology annotation, cellular component: nucleus. Gene Ontology annotation, molecular function: protein binding.
ACAAAAACAGGUAGCUGUAUGUAUGCAGUUGCAAUGUCAAACGACGCAACUGCAGACUCCCCGGAGAGUGACGCCAGCAUCACCAUGAAUUUCGACGACACUGAACUCACUUUGGGUUUACCUGGCGAGGGUCGUUCCCCGGCCGGAGGAAAGAGCUACGCAAAACGAGGAUUCAUCGAGACCGUUGAUCUUAACCUGGGAAGCUCCCGCGGCAACGCGAAUACCCAUGUAAGCAAUAACUCUGAAAGUCAAAACGGAAAACUACCGGCUGCCAAAGCACAAGUUACUGGUUGGCCGCCAGUCCGAUCAUUCAGAAAGAAGGAGUUAGAGAGGUCGAGUAAGCUUGUAAAGGUGGCGGUUGAUGGAGCACCGUAUCUGCGGAAAGUUGACCUGGAGAUAUACAGUAGCUAUGAAGAGCUACUGAAGACUUUAGAGAAGAUGCUUACCUGCUUCACCCUGCAAGGUAAUGAUAGGAAUAAGGUAGGAGGUCGAGUUGCAAUGGAAUAUGUGGCAACAUAUGAAGACAAGGAGGGCGACUGGAUGUUAGUUGGAGAUGUUCCUUGGAAAAUGUUCAUGGAGUCAUGCAAUCGUAUCAGAUUAAUGAAGAGCUCGGAGGCUAUGGGGUUAGCUACAGGGACUCCAACAAAUUCCUGCAUCUCAAUUAGAAAAUUGAAACAAAAUAUUAAGAGGAUCCAAGGAGUAUGAUAGUAAUCAGUAUCAUGUACAGUAAUGGAUAUAUAUCCCUGUUUUUCUGGCUGAGGGAGAUGAAAAUAAGAGAGAAAUCUGGGUUGAAUUUUCCUUUUUCAUUUUCUGUUGAUGGUGUGGAGAAGGAAGCCCACUUGAAAUCAUUGUUUGUCUAGUAAAAGUGUGCUUCAAUAAUCA